This is a messenger RNA of Emiliania huxleyi CCMP1516, 648 nucleotides long. RefSeq lists its product as hypothetical. The record is from RefSeq and is a predicted model, not a curated record. Lineage: Eukaryota; Haptophyta; Isochrysidales; Noelaerhabdaceae. Bases 1 to 648 code for a protein of 215 amino acids. The transcript has a single exon.
AUGCUACUCCUACUCGCCUGCAGCCGCGCUCGGCCGCCGCUCGCGCCCGCCGCCUCGCCGCUGCGAGCCUCCGCACCGCAGAUGGUAUUCGGGCCGAAGCUUCCGCCAGAGGUUGCCGUCGUGCUCCGGCCUGCUUACGAAGGCGCCGCACGUGGUGGCGAGCCUUUCGUGGUCGGCACGGAGGCAGAACUCCGUGCAAUCUGGUCGGCGAUGCUCAAGGUCUACGGCAACGAGGCGGACGCUCGGCUCGCUGUGGCGCGCAACCAGCAGGUCAUACUCCCCUACAUAAACUCGCCCGCGGUUAUCACUGGCGCUCAUCGGGCGCUGCUCCAAAAGUUCGGGGCCGAGGACGCGGCCAAAAUCAUCCGGCAGAACCCGGGCAUCCUCGCUUGUGACCCCGCGGCGCUGGCCGCGACACCGAGCCGUGACAUCGAGAGCGCCGCCAGCUUCGUCGCCGCCUUUGACUCGCUGCCUCGCGGCGCGCGAGAAGGUGUCCCCUUUGCCACCUUUGCGCUCCUCGCUGGCACCAUCGGGGCGCGCCUCGCGACGUGCGCCGGCCGGGUGUGCGGCAGCUCGGCCGAUUGGGACCUGAAGGGCGGGCUGGGCGUGCAGGCUAAGGCCUGGGUUCUCGCGCACAUGCCGAUGUAG